AUGACUGAAAUAUGGACCAAAUUAAAUGCUAGAAUAGAUAAGCAGGAUGAGAACAUUAGAAACUUCCAGAUGUCCCAAAUGAGUUUAGAGAAACAAGUUGCGCAAGUGGAAAAUUCUUUGAACUUGCGUCCCCAAGGUGGGUUGCCCAGUGAUAUUGAGUCCAAUUCAAAGCAAUUACAUGCGGUAAGUACUCGAAGUGGGCUGCAAUUAGAGGAACUAGCUCCAAAGAAGAGAGACAUUGAUGUAUCAAACAAAGAAAAGAAAGUGGAAGAGGUAGUGAAAAGCUCCAAUAUUGAGGCACCUGUUCCUCAAAAGAAAUUACCACCUCCAUUUCCACAGAGGCUGAAAAAGCAUAAUGAAGAUAAAUGCUUUGGGUAUCCCGAACUCAAGGAUCCAAAAAGAUUGCCCAAAAAGUUAAAAGAUCCGGGUAGUUUCACUGUGCAGAUUACAAUUGGGCAAAGUGGUCAUGCCCGGGGGUUGUGUGAUUUGGGGGCAAGUAUAAAUUUAAUGCCUCUAUCUGUGUACCAAAAUCUUGGGUUAGGUAAUCCAAAACGAACCACUGUCAUUCUCCAACUUGCCGAUAGAUCCACUGCUAAGCCAGAGGGGGUGGUAGAAGAUGUGUUAGUGCAAGUAGGUUCAUUGAUUUUCCCAGUGGAUUAUGUGUUCUUAGACUUUGAACCCGAUUCUGAAGUCCCAUUUAUCUUGGGACGACCUUACUUGGCUACGGGUAGGGCGUUGAUUGAUGUAGCAGCUGGUCAACUAACCAUGAGGGCACAUGAUAAGGUAGAGGUAUUUGAUGUUUACCGAGCUUUAAAAUUACCUUCUAUUUAUGAAGAGUUCUCUGCUAUUAUGUGGUUGAUCGCAUAG
Solanum verrucosum is the source of this 867-nucleotide messenger RNA. RefSeq lists its product as uncharacterized. The record is from RefSeq and is a predicted model, not a curated record. The transcript is spliced from 3 exons. The coding region runs from base 1 to 867 and encodes 288 amino acids. Lineage: Eukaryota; Viridiplantae; Streptophyta; Magnoliopsida; Solanales; Solanaceae.